GCGGCCCGCGUUUCAGUGUAACGGCGGCUUUCCGUGACAAUGGACACGACGCCGGAGCCGUCCUCCUAGUCCCCGCCCAGCAGUGCGUGGCUUCGCGCGGCGAGCGAGAGCGAUCGUGUGAACGCGCGUGAGUGCGAGCGAGAGAGAGACUGAACGAGGCGCAGACGGGUAGAGACCUCUCGUAACGCGAACGUCGUCGUCACGUGCUGCGUGCGUUGUUUUCGUCGUCGUCGUCGUGUCCGUGUGUCGUUUCGCGCGCGCGUGUGUGUGUGUGUAUUUGGUGUGUGCGUGCGCGUGUGUGCCGCACAGCGACCAUCUGUGCGCGCCCCGUCGUCGUUGUCGUCGCGUAUUUCGCGUCUGACGGGGGACCAGAGAGAAAAAAAAAAGAUUUCGGGCCCAGAGGGUGGUGCGUGUGUGUGUAUUUGAACGCACAGGCCGCGCAGGAGGAGGGCGACUGUCGUAUACGAUUUUCGUAGUACUAUUUAUAUAUUAUAACAUAUACAUAAUACAUAUAUAUAUAUAUAUAUAUAUAUAGUAUUAAAUAGUACGAUCUCCUGCACCGCUGCGACCCGCCGGGGUGACCGACGACCAUCACAAGCCGCCGGCAGCAUGCACCACUACCGGACCAGGGAAGACGAGACGCCCUGCGGGGGCGACCCGUACUUCUAUCUCAGGCUUUCGGCGGGCGCUGCCCCCUACAGCCCCCUAGAGCCCAUCAAGCUCGAAGUGGACGUGAAACCCGAACCCCGCAUGACGCCGGUCGACGACUGCAGCUUGAAACGCGUAUCUCCGCUGGCCGACCCGGUUUCCGCGGUAAUGGACACCGCGGCCGUCGUGCCGGACAUCGGUGGUUGCGGCGGCGUUAUCGUGGGCGGUGUGGGUCUCGGUGCCGGUGUCGAUUGCAAAGACGAGGGGGGUGCAACCGGAAUCGGUCUGCUGGCCCUCACGCAGCUCGACGGUUACGGCGGCUACAACAAUAAGUCGUACUGUCACGCGGACGGUGGCACGGUCGACUUGCAGCUGCAACACGACCGCGUCGGUGACGAAAACGACAAAGACCACUGCAAAUAUUCGUACGGCCGACUGAUGUACACGUCGCCCGAAGACGAUAAUAUUAUAAAACAUCAGUAUGGUGGUGAUGAAUUUUCACCAGAUCCAGCUAGAUUUGCUGCUCAAAAACCUGGUUCAUCUGUGUACAAUGCUGAUUCUUAUUACUUAGACAGCACAGGAAAUAAUAGUGAUGUUUGGACAACUAGUGCUACUGCUCAACUUCAGUCUCCUACAACGUAUACAACAUAUACCAACCCACCCAAUUCGCUGCUGACUACGUCUCCAAACAUGACGCCAAACAAUUUUCCACCAACAAACACUAUGCUAACACCAGAAAAUUUGGGCUAUAAUACUAUUGGUCCAAAUGCUAGUAUACCUCCUAGUGGUGUUUCACCUGCUACAGAUGGCCUAGGCACUUCCCCUCUACCACCUAUGUCAAGUUUGCGUGGAGCUCCUCCUUCUGCUCCAAGUCCAAUUGCAGUUACCCCUAGCUCAAUGAUGUACCCAGGACAUAACAGUCCCACUAUUCAAACUCCCGGGGAUACACUUGGCAAAACCCUAGCAUCAAUAUAUCCCACUGACCAGAGUGUCAGCAGUUACAGUUCAAAUCCAUCUACACCUGUAAGUUCACCACCACCUUUGGCACCUUUAGCGCCUGCAAACAGUGCCGGAUCUUGGACCCCUGGCGUAGUACCACCUCAUCCUGGAUCUCCUCAUUUUCCUACUGAUCAUCGCACUAUUCAUUUGGGUAGUCGUAUGGAAGAAAGACUGGACGAUGCCAUAAAUGUUUUACGAAAUCAUGCUGAAAGUCAAGCUUUAAGUUUAGCUGGUGUUCAACAUUCCGCUUCAGGCAUUGUACCAUUGUAUCAUCAACAUUUAGGAAGUCCCCAUUCAGCAACUGCUACAGUAGGAGCUGUUCCAAAUACAUACCAAACACUUUCAACAUGUCAAGACAGUGAUGGGCCAAUCAAAAUUGAAAGACUAAGCAAUAUCAAAAAACGGAAAGAACCUCCAGACAGUUCGGACAUCAAGCCUACUAGCAGUGAUCACUUUUGUUCUAGUGCUGAUGAAGAUAAUGAAGAUCCUUCAACAAAAGCACAUAGAGAGAAAGAACGCAGACAAGCCAAUAAUGUCCGUGAAAGUGUGGACGACGAGAGUGAAGAUCCUGAAUUAAAAGCUCAACGGGAAAAGGAGCGCCGCCAAGCAAAUAACGCUCGAGAAAGAAUUCGAAUUCGUGACAUUAAUGAAGCAUUAAAAGAACUUGGCAGAAUGUGUAUGACACACCUAAAAACCGAUAAACCUCAAACUAAACUGGGUAUUCUCAACAUGGCUGUUGAAGUCAUCAUGUCACUGGAACAACAAGUUCGAGAGAGAAAUCUAAAUCCUAAAGCAGCUUGUCUAAAGAGGAGAGAAGAAGAAAAGGCCGAAGAUAAUGUUGGACCAAAAUUGGGACAUCAUUUAUCGGUAGCACAACACAUGGUUGUCCAAGGACCACAUUUUCCACCCAUGACUUUGCCAAAUAAUCAAGCAGGCUUGCCUCAUAAUGGACCCCAGUAGCGAUGGAGUACAACUUCACCUCAAAUAUUAUGCUCCUAAGUGAUUUGGAGGUGAUGGCAUUAGUUUGCCUUACAUUAAAAUCUCCAUUGAAAUAUUGCCAAGUAUAUUAUAUUAGUGAUAUUUUUUAUUCGUAUGACAUUGUUUUUUUUUAUAUACUUGCAACAUAAAUGAUUUUUUUGCCCUUUGUGAUUAAUACAAGCUAAGCCCGAAGUUUUAUUAGACAUUUAGAUUAUAUAUUUUAAAUGUAAGUCUGAGUUCAGAAUAUUUAUCAGAGUAUAAACAUACAAAGUUCAAAUAUUUUUAUGUUGAAUUCAGUCUAAAAUCAAUACUUAAUUUAUAUACUGAUAUGUCUUAAUUCUCCUCUAAGCCCUUUUCAACAUUAGAAUUGCCAAUUUAAAACCAGUAAAUAAAUCACAAUCAUGCCCAAAAUAUAAUUGCAGUAAGUACAAAUUUGAACUCAAAACAAGUUUCCAAAUUUCUUAUGCAACUAUUAUCUAUUAUGUUGUAUUUUAUUUGCAUUUUAUUAUUGAUCAUAACAAUUCUUAUCAUUGGCGCAACUAAUAAAAAAAAAAAAAUUAUAAUAAAAUAAGCUCUUCUAGGUUAAAACCUUAUUACAUUCCUAUAACCUUUACCAAAUAAUUAUAUACAUAUUAUUUUUAUAACAAUUAACUAACUGCUCUUAUCUAUUUAAAAAUAACAACUAUUUAUGUAUAUAAUAUAUAAAUGCAUUAAAUAUCAACCAUGUGUGUUUGGCUUAAAUCAAAAAACAUGGUACAAAAUUAGUUAUGUGGUUAUAUGAUGGGGUUCCAUGUUUUGCAUAUACUUGAUAAAUUAAAAUAUUUUAAUUCUUGACUUUUCAAAUUAAAUUAGAUUGCUUUUAUAAUAUAUUAUGUUAGUUGUCCAUCAUCUUAAAGAACUACACAUGUAGUGAAUAUUAUACGAUGCUGAGCAUUGGAAAAUCACCUUACCAAGUUGUGCUAAUGAUUAUUAUAAAAUAAUAUUCAAGUUACCGGUUACUUCUUAAGUUUGAGGGUUACAAAUCUAAUCUUAAUUAGUUAGUAGCAUCAUAAAUUAAUCUUAAAAUAAUAACUUCUUUUCUUAGAUUUGCUCUGUCUUCACUAACGGCGUGAUUAUGUAUGAUUUAUUGAAAGUUGAUUUAUAAAUUUAUUAAGUAAUGUAUUUAAUAAAGGUUAUUUUUAAUACACAUGUGUAUUCAUGUGACAAAUACCAAAUUUUUAUUAGUAUAUUAGAAGAAAAAUGUAUGUGUUGAAGCUUUAAUUUUUUUUCU
Rhopalosiphum maidis (corn leaf aphid) is the source of this 3895-nucleotide messenger RNA. RefSeq names its product transcription factor 12 (gene da). Gene Ontology annotation, molecular function: protein dimerization activity; DNA-binding transcription factor activity, RNA polymerase II-specific; RNA polymerase II cis-regulatory region sequence-specific DNA binding. The record is from RefSeq and is a predicted model, not a curated record. The coding region runs from base 610 to 2607 and encodes 665 amino acids. The transcript has 13 exons. NCBI's taxonomy places the organism in Eukaryota, Metazoa, Arthropoda, Insecta, Hemiptera, Aphididae. Gene Ontology annotation, cellular component: transcription regulator complex. Gene Ontology annotation, biological process: regulation of transcription by RNA polymerase II.